GCAGCGGCCGCGGGUGGGGGCGCGGCGGGGGUGCGGGCUCCCGCCCUCCGCCAUUCGCAGGCGCCGCUGCUCGGGGCCGGGCCGCUGCCGGCUGCGGUUGACCUUGCGGCCGGCCGCCCCACCAUGGGCACGGUGCCGUCGGCGCUGAAGCACUGCCUCAGCUACCAGCAUCUCCUCAAGGAGCAGCCGUGGAUCGGGGAGCCGGUCCCCCCGCCGCAGCCCGGGCAGGAAUCCCAAACAUCUGGACUGCCUGAGUACAUAAAGAUUGUAGAAGUUGGGCCAAGGGAUGGAUUACAAAAUGAAAAGGUGAUAGUCCCAACUGAUAUCAAAAUUGAGUUAAUCAACCGGCUUUCCAAAACAGGCCUUUCUGCAAUAGAAGUGACAAGUUUCGUUUCAUCCAAAUGGGUGCCUCAGAUGGCAGAUCAUAACGAAGUAAUGAGAGGCAUCGAGCGACAUCCUGGAGUCCGAUAUCCUGUUCUCACACCUAACCUUCAAGGUUUUCAUAAUGCUAUUGCAGCAGGAGCUACAGAAGUCUCAGUAUUUGGUGCAGCAUCUGAAUCUUUUAGCAAAAUGAAUAUUAAUUGUUCUAUUGAAGAAAGCAUAGAAAAAUUUGAAGAAGUUGUUAAAUCAGCAAGGAAUAUGAACAUUCCAGUGCGUGGGUAUGUGUCUUGUGCAUUGGGAUGCCCGUAUGAAGGAAACAUCAUACCAGCUAAAGUGGCAGAAGUAUCGAAACGGCUGUACAGUAUGGGCUGUUAUGAAAUCUCCCUGGGGGACACAAUUGGUGUGGGGACUCCUGGAAGUAUGAAAAGAAUGUUGGAAGCUGUUAUGAAAGAAAUUCCUCUGAGUGCUCUUGCUGUUCAUUGUCAUGACACAUAUGGCCAGGCACUAGCCAAUAUACUCACAGCCAUACAGGUUCUGCUACAGUGCAUGUCUGAAGGUGCUGUGUUUUUGGCUGACCUGAACUUGUCACGAUCUUGCCAAAAUUCCUUGAUGAAGCAGGCAUUACACAGUCUCUCUGACUGGCUUUAUGCAAGCAGCUCCUUGGCUUGGUCUGAAGAAUUAAUGAAUGACAGCUGGAAAGCCACAAAUCACUCUACACUAAUUCAGGCAUUGCUUCGAUGGGAGAUCUCCUAGGAGUGGAAAGAGGUGCUGGUGAUUCAGAUACUAAUCAGAAAAAGAGAUCCUUCAUCAGUUAUAGAUUAUCCUCGUCUCCAAAUUCUCUCACUAGUGGUAACUUGGAGCAGUAGACGCAACUUCCCUUUGGCAUAAAAUCAAGCCUCAACUGUCUUAAAACAUUCUUAAACCCUGAAUUUCUCAUGCAAAUCCAUGUAUGUCUUUGUAUGUCUCUGCAAGCUCAUAUGGAUUUAUCACUCUAGAUCUAAAUGGAAUAUGAACGGAGAAAUCAUUGUAGCAACUAGAGAAAUAAAUUCUAAAGUGGUUUUAGCAAUUUUCUAUCUUAAAGCCAAAGAUGAUUUCUGUACUAAUAGCACUGAAGCUAUGGAUUUAUAGAAGGAAUGUGUUUGGCCCAAAUGCUUUAUGCUCUUUCCUCUUUUUCUGUGCCGACCUACUUACACUUUUUUUUUUUUCUUGGAAUGCUUUUUUAUUGUAGCUUUCUUAAUCACCUCCUGAAUGCUUUCACUUCUGAGUUUCCCAUGCUGUAAGUGAUGUUCAGUUGCACAUUUCAUUCUUCAGUGUUGGUGGUAUGUUCGUUUCAGCUUCAUUGGUAAUUUUUUGUUUCAUUAAAUCCAGAACCAUUACGGCCAUUUUGUAGGCACUCUAGUAUUUAUUCCAUUACUGGGCAUCUUUCUCCUGUUGUGAGUGCACUUCUAUGCAUAUAUAAAUGAACAGAUUCAGAUGAUUUAUUAUAAAUGAUUCUUAGCUCUUCAUCAGAUGCUGUUCUGCAUCAUUUGUUAGUUAUCAUAUCUGGAACUGUAGUUUGUAAAAUGGAAAGAAUUUAGAAUUCAUAGAAUAUGAGUAGAGAGUUCUGUCUUAUUUCACCUUUUGCCAGUUGAUUACAGGUUUGGAAAGCUGUGCUUGCAAACAAGGCUUAUACAAGAUAGCACAGGAUGUAAUUUAGAUACUUAACCAGCAGAUUAUAGGCUCAUCUGAGGACAGUACUUUGCACAGGCUGUUGUCUACUUCUCUCACCUCUGUUCUCCUGUGUAAUUCCUUUUUUCUUUUUUUUUUUUUUCUCCCAUUCUUUAUCUCCCUCAGUGCCUAAGUGGAGCAAAUAGAGCUCCUAAGUGGAGCUGGCAGCUCACUGGCAAGAAAGGAGAAUGAUAUGAACAGAUACCGUGUUCUUACAUGUACAUCACCUAAUCAUAAUAUUUUCCCUGGCACUUAUGUUAAUUUUCUCCUCUCUUUUACUAUUUUCCUAGCCAUUGUUUUUUAGAUGUAAGUCCACAUAGCCAGAGCAAUAGUCUUUUUACAGACCUCCUUCUAUCAUCCCAACUGUGUCUUGUUUAACUUGACUAUUUAAAUGACUAAGAGUCAGCAUCAUCCAGUUCUGAAGUGGACUGGGCAGUAAUCCAGGUCUUUCUGUUAGAGACAGACAUUCAUUUUUUUGGAAUAGAAACAAAUUACUUCCAAAUGCUGGAAAUGUAAGAAGGCUUUUCAAAAAAGGUUUUCAGGUGUUUAUAGAACAAAUUAGUAUAAAAUAGUUUUCAAAAUGCUAAGCCCAAUUUAAAAUAAAUAUUUAGUACUUUUAGGAGUUGUGAAAAUAUAGCACUAGAAAACUGAAAUCACUGAGCUGUAGCAUGCAUAAAAAUAUAGUGAGGACACACUGGUGUCAAAUUCCCCAUGCACUUUUCUGUUGUGCCUCAACUAGAUUGCAUGCAUAAAAAGGUAGUACUUUGUUUUUUUGGUUUUUUUUUUUUUUUUCACUGAGACUACAUGUAGGCUGUAGGUUUGACAAGAUGACUGUAAAGGAUCAGAAGUUGUUAUUUUACAACAGUUUUGGAUUCACUGUCUGAAAAUCUAGAUUAUCAAGAUGACUGGAAAAUGAAGAAUUUUCCUUGGCUUGAAGUUUGUUUUUGUGCCUCAUUCAGCAUCACAUAGGCACUCUCUAAUCCAGUCUUGUUCUCCACAGCUAUUACCUGUCCCCUUUGGUUUUAUGAUAUCUUGCUUUUACACAACUAUAACAAAUGAAAUGGUAUUUCCACACACGAAUAUUUCCUACCCAUUGGCUCAUCCCAGAUCUGCUUCAUCCUAGCAGGCUAGUCCCAUUCUCCCCUCUUAGCCUCCUCCCCACGUUCUUCACCAAUUUCUGUCUCAUCAGACUACCUGUCUGAAUAGACUUAGAACUACCUCCUCAUUCUUAAAUAUUCUCCAGUUCUAGUUAUAUCUUUCCUUUAUUUUUUUCCCCCACUGAAUUUCAUGAUGUUUCCCAGGCUGUAUUUAUUUUUGUCAUAUCUCCAUUUGAAUCAGUCACCUUUCUUUCUGCUGCCUGGGUCCAGUGAAGUGUCAACUGGCUACAUCUAUGCAUGUAAACUAAAUGUGUCCGGGCUUCUCUGGCAUUGACGACGAUUGAUAUGAAGAAGCUUGCAUCCAUAAAAUCAAAUUCUUACCCUACAAAACAAUGUCAUAGAGGUCAUUCUUACCCUACAAAACAAAGUCACUGCCAUCUAUGAAUGAUUUCUGAGUGGUGCUAGUUUCCGAAAUGUGCCUGAGAUUGUUUGUUGGAACCCUACCUGUCCCAGGCCAAAGCCAUUCCAGAGACUGUGGCAAGAGUCACACACAGUGGACAAUUGACUUCCAGUACUUGGAAGUCUUCCCCAACACAGUUUAGUCUACUGGUGAUAUACACAGCAACAAAAGAAUGCACAUUUCUGUAUAUUAACAACACAAAAAAUAAUUUGUGCUGUCAUUCCUAGUGGCUUUUGGAGGCUGUCCCCAUGGCUGAGGUUUCAGAGGUUCUGGUCAGCCUUGGCUGUGUUCUGUGCUGCUGGAGUCCCAGAGGAUUUUCACUGCCCUUCUGAUACAAGUCUUCAUGAUGCAGCUGUACUCUGUGUCUGUCUGUACAGCCGAGGUGGGACUCCCCAGAUUACACGUCCUUGGUUCAAGGCGUGGGGUCAUGAGCACUUCAGGAGGCUAUCAUUAAUUACCAUGAGAAAAGCAGCGCAUUUGAGUUGUUUUGAAAAGCUGAACUGUUAUGGCUAUUUUUUUUUUUUUCCAAAGCAAUCAGUUCAGGGCAGAUAUCUGUCCCAUAGGAUUUCAGCUUGAUUAAUGAAAAAUUGGCAAAGCUAUAACAUAGUGUACCAUAGGAUCUGAAUAUGGAAGAUGCUGGCCAAUCUUUGCAGCUGAUUUUGCUACCAUGUCAAUUUAAAUUAAAUUUCUAAUUUAAAAAUGCCACAAAAGUAAUGUCUGUUUUUAAAAAAUCAUAAUCUAAAACAUAUUCUAGAUUAAUACUUAGUUCAUGUUAAUAGACUACCUAUUUGUUUCUGUGAUUAAGAUGUCCUUAUGAUGGUAAUUCUAGGAUAUCUAGUUUUAGGUCCUUGCUACUUUGGAAUAUCUUAGUAUGCCAAUAGUUGUGUACCUAGCUUUAUGUUUUCAGCUAGUCUCCUUCUGGACUAACUGUGGUAUAGCCUUAUUCUUUUCACUUUCUUUUUGUUUUGAGCUUACGUGCUGUACACUGAAAAGCUGUGUGGUGCACUGACAGUAAUACCAUAGUACUUCAAAAUAAUUUAGAAACAAUUCUAAAAAAAAAAUAAAAGUUUGGUGAGGAUACAAUUAUAUUAAGUACAUGUAAGGACAUAUUUUCAUGGUAUUCUAAAAAGAACUUAUUUCUAUAAGAGUUGCUUUACUUGUUUUUAGAAAUUCUCCCUAAAAUCAUAUUGCGUUUCAAUCAGGCUAUGACUCUGCAUCCAUCGGUUAGAAGAAGAUAAAUAGCUUUUAAGCAUGUGUAUUUUUCCAUACUGUCAAAAUGUCUCUCUCUCCCUUUUUUCCCUAAAGUAAUUAUUUUUGAGUUUAACAGUAAGUGUAAAGUAAGGACAGAAUUGCAACAGUGCUUCCCACUUGGGACUGAUGUUUCUUUUAAUGACCUUAUGUUAAUUGUGAACAUGGUUAUUCUAGUUUAUGCCUGGAAAAAAGGUAUUGCAUGGAAGCUGACUUUUAGACCCAGGUGAGGGUCAGACUAGCUUGCCAUGGCAGGAACAGUCCUGGGAAAUAGCUACAACUGGGUCGCAAAUCCCAGUGUCUCCAGUAGGGAAGUGCAGUGUUUACAGGAUGAUGCUUACUUCCUUUUUGGGCAGCUCUACAGACAGCUGUGCUGAGGGGGUGGAACUAAACCUCUGGCCAUUCUUGCAUAUUUAUGGCUCCUCAGAACCAAUUUUGUUACAAUUCAGCAAACAAUGAAGGAGGGAGAUUUACUUCCUAUUGUUGAGACAUAUCAGGUGGCUUUAAACAAGCUGUCGGGAUGUUUCCUAGGGUAAAUUAAACAUCUAAAACAUUUAAAAAUUCUCUGCAGAAAGUGCAGAGGUACUAUCAUCAGACAUAGUGAAGUUGCUGAGUUCACUCUAACAGAGUGUGUUGGGUACAUCUUUGUAGCUGUAUGAGAGCAAGUGAACAUUUUGCAUAACUGGAAUAAGUCGAAGAUGACUCUUCAGGCAAGACAGAAACCAAAGCCGAUGCAAUACUUAAAACAUGACAAUCAUCUUUUCUUUCUGUGCUGUCCAAAAGCAACAGUGAACCAGUCUUCCGAAGUAAUACAUUUGUCAUUUAUCUCUUUUUUUUUUCUUUUGAAAUAUUACAGUAUAAAUUGAAACAGCUAGGGUUUCAAAAAUAAAACCUUUUUGAUCAUUGUAAAGAUAAAUGAAUGAUACACUCCUUAAUUUUUGCCAGCUUGCAUAUUUUCCUGUUUAUUUAAUUUUUUUUCUCCUUUGUUGCGUACUGCAAGUAUUAUACAGUGACAGAUUGUCAGAGGCAAAUGAUGUGAUUUGCUUAAAGUCCUUUCAAAUGCAGAAAGUAAGCAAUUAUAAAAAGAUUUUUCUCUGAUCUUUUUCCAUAUAGUUAGAUGUUACUCACAGUAAGAGUUGUACCAGCCUGUAACAGUAUUUGAUGUAUAUUUUCCUCUUAGGAAUAAACUGUAUGAACAGAGUAAAAGUAGACUUAGCAAGUAGCAAGGCAAUAUAAUGUGCAUUUGCAGCAAAAGAGAAGAUGCUAAAUUGAAUGUUUUUUAAAACAAAGGCAGUGAUCUGGCUUUACUGUUAGAAGAUAUUUUAGAUGAGCAAUUUGCAACUUUAUAUAUAUAUAUAUAUAUAUAUAAAGGAACUUUAUGCAGCAUAAGGGGAAAAAAUGUAAGAUUAUAUUUUGUGACUGCCCACCUUGGAAGGCAAGAUUCUUUUGGAGGUACUGUAAUGUAAUAAGGUAUUGUAAUGUAAUGUAAUGGGUAUUACAAAAUUGAUCCAGUUGUAAUGGAAUAGUAGAAGCUGAGAAACUGUUACACUUUCUUUUAAAGUUUACUGCAGUAUGAUGAAAUUCAUGGUGAAAACUUUAUGUUAAAUAAAGACGCACUCUGACACACAGUGUCCAAAAAGAUGCCCUAUUUGAUUACAUGCUCUUUGGUCACUGCUUUACUGUAGUUAUUAACUGUUUAAUCCCUUCCUGGAUUUCUACUCAGAACAUUAUAUUGUAGCAGAAAAUGGAAAGUUCUACUUCCUUGAAAUUACAUAGAUGAAUGAAUAAAACAUAUAUUCCAGAGUUCUUAAAGGGAAGUUACUCCUUGGUUCUGAAUCUUUGCAGUAGAAGCUAUAUUUUCCAACAAAAUCUUACUGGUCCCAUUUGUUAAAUACAUUUGUCUGAAUCUGGAAUAAAAUUAAGCAAAUGUAUAGCUAUUUGCAAAUUCGGGGUUUAUUUAGUGGGAGUGAAUUAAAAAAACAAAUGUACUAAUGGAAAUAACCUACUAUUUUUGUUGCAAAAGAUGUAGAAGGACUAUUUUUUGUUGCAAAAGAUGUAGAAGGAAAUAAUAAAAAUAUAAAUAAUAAAAAAUAAACCAAAUAUUUAGUACUUUAUUAUACCAUAACAUGUACUGAAACUUUGCUAUAACUUUGGCUUAACUAACUGUGAACCUGGUCUUCCUCUGGAGAAUGAGGUGUGUAAAAAUGAAUACAUUUGUUUUUGUUGUUGGGUUUUGCUUUAUGUUUUUGUGGUGGUGCUGUAAUUUUUUUCCAUGCAAUGAUUUUCAGAAUCCUGAUACCAAUGAAGAAAAAAGCAGCAGUAUAGCUUUGUAAAUAUUUUAUAAAAUGUCCAUCUGAAGCCCCUCAACUUCUGCUAAUUAGAGGCCAUACUGUGGAGAUUGACAGGGUAAAUUACCAGUUAAUGUUUACACAACAAAACACAUGCCCAGUACAAUAUCCUACACUGAUGUUACUGAAACCAGAGUCCGGAAAUGUACAGUGGAAACAAGACGUGGUACUUUUCUUGUGCCAACACAAACAGCAAUUACAGCACAGUGUGAGAGAAGUCAUAAGGAAUACUACUGCAUAUCAGUAGUUCAACGAAGUCAGCACUUUUGUGUAAUUGCAGGGGAAAAGGGCUGAAAAACAUUACAGAUCUCAGCAAGAAAUGGCCCUUUAUACUUUUAAACUGAUCCUUGAUAAAACAAUGCUGGGGUCAUGAGAAGGCUACUCUGCCAAUUUUGCUUCACUGUGGGAUCCAUUGACAUCUGGCUGAGCUGCGGAAGCUGGAAAACUUCUUUAAUAUUCUCUUGACAGUAAAAUGGACAUGUGGAAAACAUUCUAAUCUGUUAAUCUUUGGUGCUCCUGAAGAAAAAGGACAUUUGGCUUUAUACUUUGUGAUGAUAAAUAUUAAGUCUCCAGGUCUAGCUGUAUAUAAGUUGAAAGCGUUCAAAUGGAGAAUGCAGUUCUUAUUUUCCAAAUAUGGAAGAAGAUGAAUAUGCACCUGUGUAAUCCAGAUGAUGUAAUAAAUGCCAGGAACUUUUUUCUAUGGGUAGUUUACCAUACAUCUUGGCAAUUUACUUUUCUUUAUGGUGAAUUUAUUUUGUCAAUGAAUAUUAGGGAGUAGAAUCUCCAAACUUCCUUAUAUCCUACAUAUGAAAACAAAUUAAAGCAUUGUUUCACUCAAGGGAGUAUGAAAAUAAAAGUCAGAGAGAUUCAAAAAAAGUAGUUAUACCUGAAUAAAAAGUACAGGUUUUUAUGUAACAGCAUUGACUGUAAAAAUCCUUUUUAACCUGAACUUUAAAUCUAGUAUGGAGUGAUAGUGAAUGAUGGAGAUACACAUUUAUUCAACUUGAGAUAGAAUGUACAAUUCUUUGUUUCUGCCAUGAAGUAUAUUACUAGAAAUGAGAAGAAAGAGAAUUAUUUAACAAAUUAAAAAGUAACUGCUAUUAGCAUAUACUAUGCAUUGUAAAUAAGAAACAUUUAUUGUAUGUAUUAACAUAAAAUGGGGAUGAUACCAGGGGAAAACUAAACUAGAAUUCAAAAUUCUGAACAUGCUUUUAGUACAUUUUUAAUUAGUCUGAACAAGUAAAACAAUUAAUAAAAUAAUGCAUUCAUACAUUUGA
Anas platyrhynchos (mallard) is the source of this 8518-nucleotide messenger RNA. RefSeq names its product 3-hydroxy-3-methylglutaryl-CoA lyase like 1 (gene HMGCLL1). The record is from RefSeq and is a predicted model, not a curated record. Gene Ontology annotation, molecular function: hydroxymethylglutaryl-CoA lyase activity. Gene Ontology annotation, biological process: L-leucine catabolic process; ketone body biosynthetic process. Gene Ontology annotation, cellular component: cytosol; endoplasmic reticulum. Lineage: Eukaryota; Metazoa; Chordata; Aves; Anseriformes; Anatidae.